Molecule: messenger RNA, 1693 nt
Organism: Schistosoma margrebowiei
Lineage: Eukaryota; Metazoa; Platyhelminthes; Trematoda; Strigeidida; Schistosomatidae
Source: the annotation of a GenBank genome assembly
AUACAUAUGUAUACUAAUAUACGUUUAAGAAUUUAAUUGAGUCUCACUAAUGUUCGAUUGUAUCUGUAUGUUCACUUUUUAACUGAAUUAUCAAACUAGUACUUUUAUCAUCGUCUUAUUUAACAAACUACUGGUGACUACUGGUGUAUUAAAGAAAUCGAUCAGUCAACAAAUCUUCAAGAAGAUUAACUAUAUUAACAUUAUAUUAAUAAUCUAUUACAACAAUAACAACAACAACAACAACAAAAAAGAAGGAACAGAUGAAACGAGGAAAACGAUCAAAUAGUGUGGAUUAUUCAAAUGAUAAAGAUAUAUUUUUUCAAUGUCGUGGAAAAAAACUCGGUAUUACUGAAAUCACUGAUAAUGAAACAUUUUCACGUUUUUCAGCUGAUCAAAUUAUAAAAAAACAUUUAACUAAAAGUCAUACAAAUAUUAUUAUUAGUUGUUUACAAGAUAAAAUCAAAUUUAAUAAAACUUCAUCAAUUAUACCUCAUUCAACAAGAAAAUAUAUAGAAUAUAAAGAUAUUAAAAAUUUCUUUAUAUUUACAAGUAAACCAGGUGUAUUUGUAUUAUGUAAACAUGAUUCUAUAACAAAUAAAAAAACUUAUGAAAGUUUUUGUUGUGAUGAUCCAUUGGAUUUAGAAAAAUUAACACGUUUAGUUAGUUCAGCUAAAAAUAAUUCUGAUUAUAGAUUAUAUAAAAGUUAUAAUACAUCAAGAUCAACUAUUGAUAUAAAUAAUGAAAUAUCAGCUGCUGAAUUAUUUGAAAGUAGUACAAAUUUAAAUAAUGAAUCAUUAAGUUAUCAAAGUGGAUUUUUACGUGAUACAGGAUCACCUAUAACUGAAGCAAUAGAUCAUAAUGAAAUCAUUCCUAAUACUUCACCAUUUUCUCCAUCACAUACUUAUAAUAAUUUAACUUCAGUAUCAAUUAGUGAUAUGCCAAAUGAACAUGAUACAAAUGGUUAUAUUGAAAAUAAAUCAAAUAUUAAUAUAAAUCAUAAAAAAGAUUUAUAUAAUUCACCAAAAGGAAUGAUUUCACCUCCAAUGAAUGAUCAUUUUCAUCCUUUAAUUGGUUAUCAAACAAAUAAUAAAAUGAAAUAUAAUCAAUCAAAUUAUCAUAAUAAUAAUAAUGAUACGACACCAGUAAAUUCACGACGUCAAAGUUUAAAAAAUCUAUAUAGAUUAGAUAAUGAAAAUAUUUAUACUCAAAAAGAUGAAUUAAUUGCAAUGUUUGAUAAUGAUUUAACAUUUCUUACUUCAUCAUGUGGUGAUGUUGUUGAAUCUGAACAUGGUUCCAAGUAUUUAUUUUGUCAAUCUGGUUUAGAAAGACUUCAAACUUAUGAAGGACCUUUAUAUGAAUCAAUAACUGAUUAAAAUAAAAUGAAAAUAUCUAUAUAGAUAUUGAUCAAACUAUAAACAUUUAUUCAUUUUUAAUAUGAAUAAUUAAACAGUAAUAAGUUCAAUUUAUGAAAUUUCUUUUUGGUAAGUCAAUUAAACAAUGUUUACUGAUUAUAAGACUGUUACAUUAUGCUUUAUGAAACUUAUAUUCUUGAAUACAUUUCAAUGAAACAUUUAAGUUAACUUAAACUGUAUUGUCUUUAAACUGAUAUUCUAUAAUAAUCUCUUCCUGUUUACCUGUUUCUUCUUUUUUUUGUACUUUAAAUUAUAUUAGAGUAAUACAAUAUUGAAUAGUC